UUCUGUCCUGGCUGAGGACAGGGUAAGGUAUGGCCUGUCCUUUUCCAGACGGGUUUCUCUCACAUUCCGCCGGCUACCCACCUCCGGUUCUGCGUGCCCACGCGGGGUAGCCCAGCGGGCCCAAAGGAAACCACGAGCAGAAACUGAAGAAAGUCUGCGCGCUUGAGCACGGGCGUCCCGCGUGGAAGUGUCCGGGGAGACCGCCAGGAGCGCGCAAGCCGGCGUCGGCCAGAGUUUCCUUCCGACCGAGAGGGGGAGCCCCGCGCGCCCGGCCGGGAGCGACCCGGAGCCCCGAGCCCCAGCCGCCAGCGCCAGUUUGGGAUUCAGCCGAUUAGGAAGAGGAGGGAGGGGGCAGAGAGCACGAAGAGGGAGGGGACCAAAGUCGGAGGGUCCCGAGUCCAGCGCCGUGUUGACGUAGAGAAACUUUCCCUGUCGGCCGCACAAACGGCGCCCCGGCUGCGCGGGAGCGGAGAUCGCGGGGCUGCGAGGACCCGGCAGCUCCCCACGCCCCCGCCCGAAGCCUGACCGGACUGCAUCCCUCAGUGAGUUAUAUGUGAUUCCAUCUGAUAUACAGAGGAGAAAAAGUAGUAUAAGAAGAAAUCUGAUGGCAACUGUAUGAUAGAAGCUAUAUAAAGUCAAGUGUCUAAUAUUUCAAGUAUAUUUGAGCAUACCCAGGAUAUAAAGUGUGAUUGAACUGAAAAUUUAUUGGGCUGAUCCUCAUCAUGAACCGUGCUUUUAGCAGAAAGAAAGACAAAACAUGGAUGCAUACACCUGAAGCUUUAUCAAAACAUUUCAUUCCCUAUAAUGCAAAGUUUCUUGGCAGUACAGAAGUGGAACAGCCGAAAGGAACAGAAGUUGUGAGAGAUGCCGUAAGGAAACUAAAGUUUGCAAGACAUAUCAAAAAAUCUGAAGGCCAGAAAAUUCCUAAAGUUGAGUUGCAAAUAUCAAUUUAUGGAGUGAAAAUUCUAGAACCCAAAACAAAGGAAGUUCAACAUAAUUGUCAGCUUCAUAGAAUAUCAUUUUGUGCAGAUGAUAAAACUGACAAGAGGAUAUUCACUUUCAUAUGCAAAGAUUCUGAGUCGAAUAAACAUUUGUGCUAUGUAUUUGACAGUGAAAAGUGUGCUGAAGAGAUAACUUUAACAAUUGGCCAAGCAUUUGACCUGGCAUACAGGAAAUUUCUAGAAUCUGGAGGAAAAGAUGUUGAAACAAGAAAACAGAUUGCAGGGUUACAGAAAAGAAUUCAAGACUUAGAAACAGAAAAUAUGGAACUGAAAAAUAAAGUACAUGAUUUGGAAAACAAAUUAAGAAUAACUCAAGUAUCAACAUCUCCACUGCUGCACAAAAUGUCUGAUCAUGAGCAACACGGGUUUCAGAGAUGUUCACCCUCUUUCUGGCGUAGUAGCGAUGGUUCAUCUCCCUGUCUCAAUAUUUCUUCCAUCUCUGUCACUCCUGUCAACUCGCCUGAUUCCAGACUAUCAUUGGGACUGUUAAUACCACCACCUUCUAAAUGUGGCCUUCCCAAGCCAUUCAGUGAGAACAGCAUCCCAAGACCUCAUGCAGGCAGUGUGACACCUAAGUCGCCCUCCACUGACAUCUUUGAUAUGAUUCCAUUUUCUCCAAUAUCACACCAGUCGUCUUCGAUACCAACCCGCAAUGGCACACAGCCACCUCCAGUACCUAGUAGAUCUGCUGAGACCAAACGGGACCUGUUUGGAGCAGAACCUUUUGAUCCAUUUAACUGUGGAGCAGGAGAUUUCCCUCCAGAUAUUCAAUCAAAAUUAGAUGAGAUGCAGGAGGGGUUCAAAAUGGGACUAACUCUUGAAGGCACCAUAUUUUGUCUCGACCCAUUAGACAGUAGGUGCUGAUGUCAAGAACAAGAGACCCUGAUUUAUGUUAAAUUUGUUUAUAUGCAUAUAUGAUCCAUUAUUACUUUAAGAUCGGUAUUAUACACGUGCCCAAUAUAUUUUUGAAUACAUUAAUGUUUUGAAAAUUAUUUCAGUAAAAUGUCUUCAUUCUCACAAUUGAUCUGUAAUUUUUAUUUUAAAAACAACUUUCUGUAAAGUGUAUCAUACUUUUCGUAUCCUUUCUGUUUCUGUGGUAGAGGAAUUUAUAAUUGAAAGACAAAUUAUACAAAUAUCUGCCUUGUGUGUGAGUUCUAAAUAAUUAGCACCUUGAAAUUUGAAUCCAUUUUCAAGGCUGCUAGUUUAUUGUUGAUUUCCCAAAAGCCAUACCUUAAUGAUACUUUUUAAAAUUCUGAAGUGAUAUAUUAAUGCCAAACUAAACAUGUUCUGUUUUCAAAUAAUAAACAUGUUGCCAUUCAUUAGACAGAUGCCAUUUUAUGUAUAAAAUGCCGCUCACAUCACUGGGAAAAUGUUGACUUUGAAUAUAAUGCCACCAGGACACUAAGUUUUAGCAGGUAAAAUAAUAAGCAUAUAAAUUCCAAUAAUUAAACCAAUGUAUUUAGAGUAUUUAUUAAAUAUUAGUAAAUACAAAGUGAUAAUGCUAGUUAUUAUCAGUUGUACUCUAAAUAUUUAAGUUUUUUCAUGAAUAAAGAUUAUGGAAAAUAAUGAAAAUCUGCUAUUUACAAAAAACUUAAAAUUUUGUUUCUAAUGAGAUAAGUUAUAUUACUAUAACAUCUAAACAUUAGGGAAUAUCUGACCUGAUAUUCCUAAAAAUCAUUUGGAAUAUAUGCUGUUUAUGGUUCCAAUAUCUAUCACCCAUAUUUAGUUUACCAAAUAUAUUUGUUCUCCCUAAAUAGGUAUUAUCCUUCUGACAGUUUCUUCUUUGAUAAAGAUAUUUUCUCACCAAAGUUUAUUUUGCGAUGCCCCACUAAUUUUCAUAUUUUAACAUCUACGAAAACUAUUCUAUAUGAAUUAUCAAUCUUACUUAGCAAAUUUGAUUUGCAUUUGUUUUGUUGAAGUCAGGAUCUCAUUUUUCACAAAAAUCAAGUUGCUGCUCAGUUUAGUCUUGAACAUGAGCAAUAAAAUUCUCUGGUACCUCAUUCUUAAUGUGCUGAUGAAUCCUACCUUUAAAAGCAACAUUUAUUUCCUAUACUUUUGCCCAUUAUGUAACAGACUAAUUUGUAUUCAGUGCAACAAAAAUUUCUGGUGAAAAUUUCUAAUUUGGUUCAUUACAUUAUGAGAAAAAUAAAUUAAUAAAAAUGUGGGCUUAGAUUGGGGGUAGCCAUCAAAAAUAGAUUUUUCUUCUACUCGUGGGAAUUUUCUUCAAGUACUAAAGGUACAUUUCCAUUAGGGAAAGAAAUCAAAUACGCUUAUGCAAUAUUAUAUUUGUGUGUAUCUCCAUAAUGUUGAAUGGUAUAUAUGAGUCUUCUUGUGUGUUUUCCUUUAUCUGCUACUUUGUGUCUUAAUUAGAGGGCAAUAUAUGUUUCAUAAAGAAGAGUCUUUAUAAUUUUGUUUGUCAUAUAGUAUUUUGGAAUUUGUAUAAUGAGGAUGUUUAGAAGCCCUGUAAGUGGCUUUUUUUAACAGAUAGAUUUGUAUUUUUAUUGUACUUUAAAAAGAUUUAUGUAAUAGGUAUAUAUUUAGUGGCCAUUUAUUAUCAAUGGUAACACAAUAGAGUACUAAGAUGGUAUUUGCACAUUUAAGAUAUGUUACCUUACCAAUUUUUAAUGGUAAUCAUUUCUGCUACUGGCAUGAUUAAAUAGUACAUAAUUGGUCAUUAAUGAUGAACAUUUUAUUUCCCCAGUGCAUUUUUAUGAAGAUCUGGUUGAAAAUUGUAUUUCUAUGUAAACACGAUGAUAUGUUUGAUUUUGCUGAGAAUAAAUGAUUUUAAAUAAA
This is a messenger RNA of Lemur catta (Ring-tailed lemur), 3794 nucleotides long. It is a transcript of the gene GULP1, whose product is annotated as GULP PTB domain containing engulfment adaptor 1. Bases 723 to 1865 code for a protein of 380 amino acids. NCBI's taxonomy places the organism in Eukaryota, Metazoa, Chordata, Mammalia, Primates, Lemuridae. The record is from RefSeq and is a predicted model, not a curated record. The transcript is spliced from 13 exons.